Molecule: messenger RNA, 3404 nt
Organism: Carassius carassius (crucian carp)
Lineage: Eukaryota; Metazoa; Chordata; Actinopteri; Cypriniformes; Cyprinidae
Product: janus kinase and microtubule-interacting protein 2-like
Exons: 22
Coding region: 174-2636 (820 amino acids)
Molecular function (GO): kinase binding; microtubule binding
Source: RefSeq, a predicted model, not a curated record
ACAGUAAUACCAUCCCUUUCUUUAUUCUAUAAACUGGGACACAUUUCGUGUUUCAUAGUGCGGCCAGGUUUUCUCCGUAAAAGGAUAAUGAGGAAAAGACGGAGCUGGAAACGUCAGUGUAACUUGCAGUGAUGGACACUACGAGUGUUUGAGGGACCCUUACAUCUGACCCAAUGGCUAAGAAAGGCCGCGCCAAGGGCGAGAAGCCUGAAGCGCUCAUCUCUGCCUUACAGGCAGCCAAUGAAGAUCUCAGGUCCAAAUUAACUGAUAUUCAAAUUGAGCUGCAUCAAGAAAAAUGCAAGGUGACCAAGCUGGAGCGAGAAAAGGUGCAGGAAGGCAAGCGCAUCCGCGAGCAGGAGCAGCAUCGGCACACGGUGACGCUGACGGAGCAGCGCGCUCGCUGGCACGAGGACAAGUUAAAGGAGCUCGCAGCUCUGCGGGAGUCGCUGACACGGCAGCACGAGCAGGAGUUAGCGCGAACCGCUAAGAUCAAAGAAGGAGAGAUCCAGCGUCUGAGGACUGCGCUCAGUGCGCUGCGCGACGGCAGCGGAGAGAAAGUGCGCACGGCGCUGACGCUCGAGGCCCGAGAGGAAGCCCGUCGCUUCUUUGACCAGGAGCGCGUCAAGCUGCUGCAGGAAAUAGCCGAGCUAAAAUCCACCAAACGGCAGAAGGAUGAAGCACUUAAUACUGUGAUUCUAGCCGACAAGAUGAAGGCAGGUGACCUGCGCACUGAACAUCAAGCGCACCAGGAGCAGAUCUCCAAGAUCAAGUGGGACAGCGAGCGAGACAUUCGUCGACUGGUGGACGAGAUCAAGGCAAAGGACCGGACGAUCUUCGCGCUGGAGAAAGAGCUGGAUACAGCCACAGGCUUCGUGCAGAAGCUGCAGCUGCAGAAGGACACGCUUGAUGAGCAGCUGUUUCUGGUCAAAGAAGCAGAAUGCAACCUGGGAAGCCCCAAAAGAGAGAUCCCCGGCCGCGCUGGAGAUGGAGCAGAGCACUGUGGGAGUCCGGACAUGAGAAGAAACCAGAAACGCAUGAGUGAACUCAAAUCAAUCAUUCGCAAACUGGAGGACCGCAAUUCAAUCUUAGUGGAUGAAAGAAACGAGCUGUUGAAGCGUGUUCGAGAAACAGAGAAACAGUGCAAGCCCUUACUGGAGAAGAACAAAUUAUUAAAUAAGAAAAAUGAUGAACUCAGCCUUUCCCUUCAGAGGACAGAGGACAAACUAAAAUCCAUAACCAAGGAGAACCUGGAGAUGAAGGAGAAGAUUACCUCCCAUCCUCCACUGAAAAAACUCAAGUCUCUGAAUGAUCUGGAUCAGGCCAACGACGAUCAAGAGAUGGAGUUCCUCAAGCUGCAGGUUCUGGAGCAGCAGAGCAUGAUCGAUGAGCUGACACGAGAUCGAGAAAAGCUCUUGAGAAAGAAGAGGCAUAAACGAAGCAGACCCAUAAAGAGGCAUAUUGUUGUAGACACAUUCUAUGGUUAUGAUGAAGAGUCCAUGGAUUCAGAAACUUCCUCCGUGGCUUCCCUGCGCAUGGAUCGAACCCCGGCUACUCCAGAUGAAGAUUUAGACGAGGGUCUGGCGGCUGAAGAGUCUGAAUUGCGCUUUAAGCAGCUGACACGGGAAUAUCAGGCUCUUCAAAGAGCCUAUGCCCUCCUACAGGAGCAGAAAGGAGGAGUGCUGGACGCUGAAAUGGAGGCUAAGGCUCACGAGCAGCUCCAGGCAGACGUUCAAAGGUAUAAAGCUAAAAUCGAAGACCUGGAGAAAGAGCUCGCGUUAAAAGGACAGGACUCCAGAUGGGUGGAAGAGAAGCAGCUGUUCCUCAGGCGCAAUCAAGAGCUGCUGGAGAAGAUCGGAAAGUCUGAGAAUGAAAAGGGAAAGCUGCAGCAGGAGCUACAGGACUCUAAAGAUCAGAACGAACUGCUGGAGUUUCGCAUCCUUGAGCUGGAGGAGCGUGAGAGGAGAUCGCCUCCGUUUAACCUUCACAUCCAGCCGUUCUCUGAGGGAGUGAGCGCGCUGCAGAUCUACUGUAUCAAGGAGGGCGUGAAGGACGUGUGUAUACCAGACCUCAUCAAGCUGCUGGAUAUACUCGGAGAUAACGGGAACUUGAGGAACGAGGAGCAGGUGGCCAUUAUUCAAGCCAGUACCGUGCUGUCUCUCGCUGAGAAGUGGAUUCAGCAGAUCGAAGGCACAGAAGCAGCUCUGCAUCAGAAGAUGAUGGACCUGGAGCUCGAGAUGGAGAUGUUCUGCAAACAGAAGGGUUAUCUGGAGGAGGAGCUGGACUAUAGGAAGCAGGCGCUGGAUCAGGCCUACAUGCAAAUCCAGGAGCUGGAGGCGACUCUGUACAACGCACUGCAGCAGGAUAAAGUCAUCAAAUACGGAGAGCCUCUGGACGAGCUGCAGAAGGACGAGUUACGCGCGGCGGUGGAGAAACUGCGCAGACAGAUGCUGAGGAAGAGCCGAGAGAUUGACUGUCAGGUGCUGCAGGAGAGGAUGGAGCUGCUCCAUCAGGCCCAUCAGAGGAUCAGAGACCUGGAGGACAAGACUGACAUUCAGAAGAGACAGAUUAAAGAUCUAGAGGAGAAGUUUUUAUUUCUCUUUUUAUUCUUCUCUCUUGCCUUCAUUCUUUGGCCUUGAUGUCUGUGACAUCUCCUGCAGAGGAUCUGAAGCAACCUGGAGCUGUCGCAUGCAACUACAGUCGUCCGGUUGUAAUGACUCAAGGUGUAUUAGUGGCUGUUUUGUUUUGGUGUGUGGAAAUGGGAAAUUCAGAGUUAAUGAUUAUAUACUACAUUGGGAUUAUCUGGAUUCAACCUCUGUGAAGGACCAGCACAGAGCUCUUGAAAUCACACUUACAGAUCAAUACAAGUGUGACCAAACAUAAUCAUCAACCUAACUAGAGGAUUAUAAAUUAUCUCUGCCAUGCAGGGACCCGUCAUGACCACGUCUUUACUGCAUCUACUGCGACUGCUACUAACCAGAACCCACAGACCGGUUUCUUUCUCACUCACUCUGUCUGUUUCUGUGUCUGUUUCUCCUCCCACACACACUUUGGUAAAUUAGAAGUGAAAUGGAUGCCUUUGCAGACACACUCACUCACACACACACACACACACACACACAAACAAACACAUCCUCUCACAGGAGUUUUGUGUGACUCAGGGCCUGUUAGUGAAGAGACCGUCACAUCUCUGUUAUCAGGACCCCUUAGAAGAGGUGUCUUACGUACUGCCUGAAAACAGAAAGGACAAAGAGACAGAUUGAGAGAGAAAGCAAGUCCAUCCACUACAAACCAUUCACACUAGCAGUUUACCCAUAGGAAGUUGAUUAGACUGAAAAACCAAUUCUGAGCAGCCUGGUUCCCUUCCAAGGGAACUUCGAACUGCGUCCUCUAGGGGGCGCUAUGGG